AUGUCUUUGGUGUCUACUCCGAGCCAUUGGUCUUUUUCUCGCGAGGAUGCAAGAUACUCUCCUCUCUGGAUUUUUAUUGCUGGUAAUAUUUUUAUCUAUCUAUCUAUCUAUCUAUCUAUCUAUCUAUCAAAUCUAUCUAUCUAUCUCACUAUAUAUUGUCAGUCAGUCUGUUUAUCUAUCUAUCUAUCUAUCUAUCUAUCUAUCUAUCUGUUUAGUUCAAUCUCUAUCGUAGUAUAUCCUUCCGUUGGCAUUUAUCUAUCUCUCUAUCUAUUGCAAUCUCUAUUUCUGUCUAUCAUAGUGUAUCCUUCUGUUCGCAUCUAUCUAUCUAUCUAUCUAUCUAUCUAUCUAUCUAUCUAUCUAUCUAUCCUAUCUGAUUCAUAUCUAUCUAUCUAUCUAUCUAUCUAUCUAUCUAUCUAUCUAUCUAUCUAUCUACCACAUUCUGUUAAUCCCUCUCUUUCCAUCUAUCACAUUCUGCUGAUGUCUAUAUUUCAAUCUAACUCCGUCACGUCAUUAUUGAUUAUCUAUCUAUCUAUCUAUCUAUCUAUCUAUCUAUCUAUCUAUCUAUCUAUCUAUCGCAGUCUGUGCUUUCUUUCUUUCAGUCUGUGCUUUCUUUCUUUCUUUCUUUAUUUGUUUCUCUCUCUCUCUCUCUCUCUCUACACACACACACACACAUAUAUAUAA
This is a messenger RNA of Acanthosepion pharaonis, 681 nucleotides long. Lineage: Eukaryota; Metazoa; Mollusca; Cephalopoda; Sepiida; Sepiidae. The record is from the annotation of a GenBank genome assembly.